Olea europaea var. sylvestris is the source of this 1137-nucleotide messenger RNA. RefSeq names its product 60S ribosomal protein L8-like. The record is from RefSeq and is a predicted model, not a curated record. Lineage: Eukaryota; Viridiplantae; Streptophyta; Magnoliopsida; Lamiales; Oleaceae. Gene Ontology annotation, cellular component: ribosome; cytosolic large ribosomal subunit. Gene Ontology annotation, biological process: cytoplasmic translation. The transcript has 2 exons. Gene Ontology annotation, molecular function: structural constituent of ribosome; RNA binding. The coding region runs from base 103 to 885 and encodes 260 amino acids.
CCUAACAAAAUUCCAAUUACCCAAUCCCGUUCAGUUCUUCGACGGCACUUUUCCACUUCGGCCGUCCCCUACCUCUCUGAUCCACACACAGCACACACACAAAUGGGUCGUGUGAUCCGGGCACAGCGUAAGGGAGCAGGAUCCAUUUUCAAGUCUCAUACCCACCACCGGAAAGGUCCGGCCAGAUUCCGUACCCUCGACUUCGGCGAACGCAAUGGCUACCUGAAGGGGGUGGUGACUGAAAUCAUUCACGACCCAGGCCGUGGCGCCCCCCUGGCUCGCGUUACCUUCCGCCACCCCUUCCGGUACAAACACCAGAAGGAGCUUUUCGUCGCCGCCGAAGGAAUCUACACCGGUCAGUUUAUUUACUGCGGGAAGAAGGCCAACCUUGUGGUCGGAAAUGUGUUGCCGCUCAGAUCUAUUCCUGAAGGUGCCGUCAUUUGCAACGUGGAGCACCAUGUUGGUGAUCGUGGCGUUUUUGCUAGGGCCUCUGGAGAUUACGCUAUCGUUAUCUCGCACAACCCAGAUAAUGGAACGUCUAGGGUUAAGCUCCCAUCAGGAGCCAAAAAGAUUGUGCCCAGUGGGUGCCGUGCCAUGAUUGGCCAGGUUGCUGGAGGAGGUCGUACUGAGAAACCACUUUUGAAGGCCGGGAAUGCUUAUCACAAGUUCAGGGUCAAGAGGAACAGCUGGCCCAAGGUUCGUGGUGUUGCUAUGAAUCCAGUGGAGCAUCCCCAUGGUGGUGGUAACCAUCAACAUAUUGGUCAUGCCAGUACCGUACGUCGUGAUGCACCACCUGGACAAAAGGUUGGUCUCAUUGCUGCCAGGAGGACUGGACGGCUUCGUGGUCAAGCUGCUGCUACUGCCUCUAAAGCUGAUAAAAGUUAAGGGAUGCCGAUUUUAAUUUUAUUACUGUUUUUUCUUUUUGUUGCGUCUGGAUUAGAUACUACUACUUAAAUUGCAACAUUUUUGUCGUAACCACAUGAUAGAUUUUGUUGGUCUUUUUUUCGUACUGAGCCUUGUUUUAGAGAUAUCCUAAUUUGGACGAAGUUAGGUUUUUCAUUUGAUGUUAUCAUCCGUAUAGCAGGAUUCAACUUGAGUUCCACGAUUAAUAUUUCGAAAAGUCAAGUUCGAUAAUUA